AUGACUCCAAUACAAUUAAAAUCUUCUGAACCUGUUACUCCAAUAGAAUCAAAAACAACAUCUCCAAUUCUAACAUCAACAAAUCCAAUUAAUCAACCAACAACUCCAAUUGAUAUUCCAUCAUCAGAAAUAGCAAUUGGUGAAUAUAUUUUUCAUCGUAUAAUGCAAUCAAAUCCCAAAUUGAAAAGUAUAUUUGCAAUACCUGGAGAUUUUAAUUUAAAUUUAUUAGAACAUGCUUAUUCACCAUCAUUAACUUCAAAAAAUUUAAAAUUAGUAAAUACAUGUAAUGAAUUAAAUGGUGCUUAUGUUGCUGAUGGAUAUUCAAAAGUUAUUGAUGGUUUAAGUGUAUUUAUUUCAACUUUUGGAGUUGGUGAAUUAUCUGCAUUAAAUGGUAUAAGUAAUGCAUUUUCAGAAUAUGGACCAGUUUUACAUAUUGUUGGAUCAACUUCAAUUCAAUCUCAAAUUCAACAAAAUGAAACUAAUGAAGUUUUAAAUACUCAUCAUUUAGUUCCAAAUCAUGAUUGUUUUAAACGUCCUGAUCAUCAUGUUUAUCAAAAAAUGGUUGGUGCUAUUUCAUGUGUUCAAGAAAGUUUAGAUUAUGAUAUGAAUUCCAAUUUAAAAAAAAUUGAUAAUGUUUUAAAAACUAUUAUUCAAGAAAGAAGACCUGGUUAUUUAUUUGUACCAUGUGAUGUACCUGAUUUAUUAAUUGAUUCAAAUAAAUUGUAUAACUCUCCAUUUAGUUCAAAAUCAAAAUAUCAAGGUUCUGAAAAGUCCACAAAAUUAAUGAAAGAUAUUUCUAAUAUUAUAUUAACAAAUCUAUAUGAUUCAUCAAAUCCUUCAGUUUUAGCAGAUGCAUUAUCAACAAGAUUUGGAGCAACAAAACCAUUAAAUGAAUUUAUAAAUAAUUUACCAAAUUCAGUUAAAUUAUUUACAACUAAUUUUUCAAGAAAUGUUGAUGAAUCCAAAUCAAAUUUUAUUGGUGUUUAUAGUGGUAAUGCAUCAUCAGAUAAAACAACUAAAUCAUUAUUUGAAAAUUCAGAUUUUGUUUUAGUAUUAGGAUAUUGGGAUGGUGAAAUGAAUACAGGUGGUCAUUCAUCAAAUUUUAAUAAUGCUAAAACUAAAUGUAUUAUUCAUCCUGAUUAUAUUCAAAUUAAUGAUUCAUUUUAUUUAACUAAACAAUCAGAUGGUGAAAGAUUAUUUACAAUUUCCGAAUUUAUUGAAUUUUUAAAUUCUCAAUUAGAUACAUCACAAUUUAAAACUUCAUCAAAUGAAAUAACUCAUUAUAAAUUUGAACCAAAACAAUAUUCUGAAUCAAAAGAUAAAUAUCCAUAUAUUCCACAAUCUUAUUUAAAUGAUCAUUUUUCAAAAACUUUAAAAGAAAAUGAUAUUUUCAUAGUUGAUACAAUGUCAUUUGCAUUUGGUUUAACUGAUAUUAAAUUCCCAAAAAAUACAAGAUUAAUAACUGGGAUGAAUUAUGGUUCAAUUGGUUAUGCAUUACCAGCAACUUUUGGAGCAACUGUAGCAUUAAAUGAUUUAGGUACUAAUCAAAGAGUUUUAUUAGUACAAGGUGAUGGAGGAGCACAAAUGACAAUUCAAGAAUUAUCAAGUUUUAUGAGAUACAGCUCAAUUUUAAAAAUUCAACCAAAAAUUUAUUUAUUAAAUAAUGAUGGUUAUACUAUUGAAAGAAAAAUAAAUGGAGCAACAAGGCCAUAUAAUGAUAUAUGUGGAAAUUGGAAAUGGUUUAAAUUAUUAGAUGUUUGGGGUGGUGAACAAGGUAAAACUCAUGAUUCAAUAAAAUUAAAUAAUAUUGAAGAAUUUGAUAAAUUUUUUGAUGAUUCUGUCAAUGUUGAAAAUAGAAAUCAUAAAUUACAAUUUUAUGAAGUUAUUGGUGGUAAAUUUGAUGUGUCUUAUAGAGUUGAUAAUAUGAUGACUAAAAAUUGA
This is a messenger RNA of Lodderomyces pseudojiufengensis, 1941 nucleotides long. It is a transcript of the gene ARO10, whose product is annotated as phenylpyruvate decarboxylase. The transcript has a single exon. The record is from RefSeq and is a predicted model, not a curated record. Bases 1 to 1941 code for a protein of 646 amino acids. Gene Ontology annotation, molecular function: carboxy-lyase activity; thiamine pyrophosphate binding; magnesium ion binding. NCBI's taxonomy places the organism in Eukaryota, Fungi, Ascomycota, Pichiomycetes, Serinales, Debaryomycetaceae.